AUGAUAGCAUGUUCUCCAAGGUUUCAAUUUUUUGCUUCCGAAGUCAGCAAAGGAGCAGCCGGCCCGGGUCCUGUCCUCCUGACAAUAUUGGGACUUGAUAACAGUGAACACACUUCCAAGUUUGCCCUCUCUUUCUUUCUGACCACCCUGAUCAUGAAGAUUGCUGUCACCGGAUGCAACGGGAGCGUAGGGAGACAUGUCGUACUUCGGGUGCUAAAGGAAGGGCACACCGCAGUCGGCGUAGACCAUGUUGCUUCACAAGAUACUGGCUUCUACAACAAUCCUGCCUUCUCUUUCCAUCAAGUGGACCUGAGGGACUUUGAUGCCGCUUUGCAGAUUUUCGAGGGUUGUGAUGCAAUCAUCCAAUUGGCAGCUUUUGCACAACCAAUGGACUACAUGGUCAAAGUACACAACGACAAUGUCGUGAUCACUUGGAAUGUCCUGCGUGCAGCUGCUGAGUUAGCAAUAGAUCGUGUCGCACUGGCGUCCUCGGUCAACGUCUUGCGUGGGGUGUACAGCACUGAGCCCAUCUUUCACUACUUUCCGAUCGACGAGAAUCACCCAUGCGAACCUGACGAACCUUAUGGGCUUUCCAAAUUAAUUGCUGAGACGCAAGCAGAUACCAUCGUCCGAAGAUACACAUCCAUGCGAGUUGCAAGCAUUCGUAUCCAUUGGUUUGUCCCUACGCGGACACGUGCUUAUAGAAAGGAUUACUUCCGGGCCAGAGGUGACCUUUGGGGCUACGUCCAGAUGGACGCGGCUGCAGACGCUUUCCUACGUGCAGUGACUGUGGAGAAGGAUUUUUCAUUGCCGCACCUCAAGCUAGCCGCUGAUGAGGAGUGGCUGGAACUAAAAGGGGAGUACUUCCCAGACGUGCCUAUAAAACCUGGCUGGGUCGAGAGCGGCGCGAAAGGAUUCUACGACUGUAGUAAAGCUGAGCGCCUUCUUGGCUGGGUCCACACGGAUUAUACAUAAGCACGAACUUCGACACAUGAAUGUAUAUGUCAGAUACUGUGUAACUGUCUCAUUCAUGAGUACUGACGGUGUGCGAGAGACGCUCUGUCGUGACUUGGGGAAACACUCUCCCACAUUCAAUCAAACGGCACCGGACGAAUACCUGGACCCUCAAUCCCCUUUCCCGGCUCUCGUUC
Suillus paluster is the source of this 1151-nucleotide messenger RNA. RefSeq names its product NAD(P)-binding protein. NCBI's taxonomy places the organism in Eukaryota, Fungi, Basidiomycota, Agaricomycetes, Boletales, Suillaceae. Bases 1 to 975 code for a protein of 324 amino acids. The transcript has 6 exons. The record is from RefSeq and is a predicted model, not a curated record.